Molecule: messenger RNA, 1369 nt
Organism: Drosophila hydei
Lineage: Eukaryota; Metazoa; Arthropoda; Insecta; Diptera; Drosophilidae
Product: lipase 3
Exons: 3
Coding region: 10-1284 (424 amino acids)
Biological process (GO): lipid metabolic process
Molecular function (GO): hydrolase activity, acting on ester bonds
Source: RefSeq, a predicted model, not a curated record
CGUGUCGACAUGAAGAACCGCCUCAUCGUUGCUCUACUGUUGCUAUGGCUUUGUACAGGUGCUCACUGUGCACCACCUGGAUCAGACACAUUUAAUUUAGAUGGUGUCGAUUUCUAUCAGCUCUUCAAUGAUCCAGAGGGACACCUUAAGCUGAAUCCCAGACUUAAAACAGAUGAUCGCAUUAGGGCUCAUGGAUAUCCGGCGGAACUGCAUCAUGUGCCCACCGAGGAUGGCUAUAUAAUUGGACUGUUCCGCAUACCCUAUUCACAUAAGCUGCAAAAUCAGCAAACCAAUCGCCCCAUUGUGCUCAUGCAGCAUGGCAUAUCAGGCAGCUCCGACAAUUGGAUCUCGAUGGGUCCGGAUAAUGCUUUGGCCUUUCAACUAGUUGACGCCGGCUAUGAUGUGUGGAUAGGUAAUGCACGCGGCAAUACCUACUCCCGGAAUCACACGUGGCUGUCCACGCAGCAUCCCUACUUCUGGCGCUUUAGCUGGCAUGAAAUUGGCUACUUCGAUAUUGCGGCCAUGAUCGACUAUGCAUUAAAGGCAAACGGACAGGGGCAAGAAGCCAUUCAUUACGUUGGACACUCCCAGGGAACGACCGUUUUUCUAGCGCUCAUGUCCACACGUCCUGAGUACAAUGCAAAGAUAAAGACAUCCCAGUUGCUGGCUCCCGUUGCCUACAUGAACAACAUGGGCAGUCUGUUGGCAAAAGCGACGGGACCCUAUCUGGGGCAUCGGACUGUGUAUGCCCUAAUGUUGGAGUCACAAGAGUUUCUGCCCUACAAUGACUUUUUACUGGCCUUCCUUUACAACACUUGCGGACCGGACUCGAGGUUUCUCAAUUACUGCAAGCAGCUGCAUAACAUCAGCAACAAAGGACGCGCCAAUUCGACUGCCACUGCGAUCAAUGCUGUAACCACUCCCGCAGGUGUUUCCACCAAUCAGUUCUUGCACUAUCUACAGGAACAGCAGUCGGGACACUUCAGGCUCUACGACUUUGGCGCUAAGAAGAAUUUGAUUGCAUAUAAUGCGGAAGUGCCUCCUGAUUACCCAACCAAUCUAAUUAACUGUGAGACGCAUCUGUGGUACGCGGAUAACGAUGAAAUGGCCGCAGUAGAAGAUGUUCGACGAUUGGCUGAAGCUCUGCCCAACAAAGUGAUGCAUCAUAUGGAAGAUCCCUUGUGGAAUCAUGGCGACUUUGCGACUAACUGGGAGGUGCGCAAAUACAUCAAUGAUCCCAUAAUUCAAAUUAUGAACGAAUUUGAAGACGCUUUACAGAAUUGAUAUAUAAGCGCCUUACGAUAAAACAUUUAAUCACUAAUCAAACGUUUUUAUUUUCAAAAGCAAACACCAUAAAAUUUUUAUUAUU